CUUUCUCGAGCAGCAUUGUGAGAGAGUCGGAAUCCAGCUACUCUUUUGAACGAAACAGUUUCAUUUGCCUUCCUUCCGCAGGGAAAUGAUGAGACCGACGUGAAUGGAAAUGAUAAGUAAAGUGAAAAUCCAGUAAAAAGAGAUUAGACGAGAGAGAGAGUAAGCUGUCAAAUGCGUCCGGAGUCCAGCUCAUCAGGCGGAGGUGGAGGAAAAGGAGGAGGUGGUGGCGGCCCAGAGAUAGAAUCUUCAUCAUCUGCAAAUGCAUCCGCUGCAUCAACUUCAUCGUCUUCUUCACCAUCUCCAUCUGGGAAGCGGAGCAGAGAUCCUGAAGAUGAGGUUUACCUCGACAAUUUCCACUCUCACAAGCGUUAUCUCAGCGAGAUUAUGGCAUCUAGUUUGAAUGGACUCACAGUUGGAGAUCCACUCCCUCUCCCUGACAAUCUCAUGGAAUCUCCAGCAAGGUCUGAUACCUUGUUUUAUCCAAGGGAUGAGAUGUGUUUACAAUAUUCACCAAUGUCAGAGGACUCAGAUGACUCUCGAUUUUGCGAGAACCCCAUAAAUACUUGCUCCUCCCAACCUGAUAGCGUUCCCUCGAGUCCUGUCUCUCCUUAUAGGUACCAAAGAUUUCCUUCCACUUGUCCGAGUAGUUCACAUGGCUGCACUGUCACUAAUUUCAACUGCUCCCAGCCUCGUCAACGAGGCUCUGAUUCAGAGGGGCGAUUCCCAUCAUCACCUAGUGAUAUUUGUCACUCAGCUGACUUGAGGAGGGCUGCACUCUUGCGGUCUGUGCAAAUGAGAACACAGCCUGCUGGCCCACCGUCUUAUGAGUUGGAGUUUGGUUCCGGGCAAGAGCCUGUAUCCGAUAUUGAAGCUGAAGAGCAGCCAUGCUCCUACAUGAAGUCUUUAGUUGAUGAGAGGGACUAUCCAAUUGCGGGGUGUUCUUCUAUGGGUAUCACGGAGCCUGAUUUUAAACAAGAGAAAUCGUGUGGGAUGUUGGAUAUGGAUGUGAAAGGGAUUGAUUCUGCAGAUUAAGUAAGUGCAUGCUUCAGUGAUGUUCAGAUAGAUACUUGCUUCAUUUGCAGAAUCUGGAGUGCAAGAUGAGCAUUUAGGCUAUCGCUUUGUUGCAUAUGAAGUGAAGGGCGUCAUGAGUCGCAUGUUCAUUUUUGGGAAAUUGGCCAUUGUUGAACUAUUUUAAACAGGCGGAGAAUCGUUUACCCUGCUGUUAUGUGGAAGAAGGUGAAUCGUUUAUUCCUUUCCUUUGUUUCCUUUGUGCUAGGGACAGCUUAUCAAACGGUCGUGAGAUUAUUGUAAAGUAAAUUAUUCAUUUCCCAUUGUUAAGAGAUGGUCAAUUACGAUUA
Molecule: messenger RNA, 1358 nt
Organism: Pyrus x bretschneideri (Chinese white pear)
Lineage: Eukaryota; Viridiplantae; Streptophyta; Magnoliopsida; Rosales; Rosaceae
Exons: 3
Coding region: 172-1032 (286 amino acids)
Source: RefSeq, a predicted model, not a curated record